AUGAAGCCAUCGCACGCCCACUACAUGCGCGGUUGGUUCACCGACCCGGCCAUGUACCCGCUGCUGCUCAUUGUUCCGCUGCCGUUGGCGCUCGGAGCGUACUGCGGCUUUCGAUACUGCGUCAACUGCCCGGAAGUUCGCUGGCGCAAAGAGACGCGCCACGACCCCCUCUUUCGGUCGCACGAGCCGUCGGGGGCGUCGUUCUACGCCCACGCCCACGCCUUGGCGCGGUUGAAGCCCAACGCCAUCACGCGCGUUAAUGAUGCACAUCUGCAGGACAAGGACAAGUAAGUAGAACAUGAAUAUGCAGCCACGAGUAGCAUUAUGCAAGGCGUCGAUCGCGUCGACAAGUGGUCUAGUUGAACUCGCUAAACACAAUAUCGCA
This is a messenger RNA of Saprolegnia diclina VS20, 385 nucleotides long. RefSeq lists its product as hypothetical. The transcript has a single exon. The record is from RefSeq and is a predicted model, not a curated record. Bases 1 to 291 code for a protein of 96 amino acids. Lineage: Eukaryota; Oomycota; Saprolegniomycetes; Saprolegniales; Saprolegniaceae.